Molecule: messenger RNA, 3174 nt
Organism: Durusdinium trenchii
Lineage: Eukaryota; Dinophyceae; Suessiales; Symbiodiniaceae
Source: the annotation of a GenBank genome assembly
CGCCAAAGGACGCGGUGGUUUGCUCAUCUCGAGAGCCAUGGAAAUGAUUGAUGUCCUCGUGUAUACGCACAGAAUCAUGGACCUUUAUCUCGGCAGCGAGGUUAAACGCAUCACGCUAGACAUCCUGACCGUCAAAAAGGAGGUCCGUGGAUGGGUUGCCUUCCUUUGUUGCUCUGGAUGUUGCGGCUGCACACACUCGUAGCAUGUUCAAGGGGCCUCCAGGCGUUCGAGACCAACCGGUUGAGCUAUUAUAUUCCGCUCGGACAAGUGACUCGGAACGUGAGAUCGUCUUUGCAGAGGAUGGUUCUUUGACGGUGGAGCAGCUGACAACCCGCAGUGGCAAUGUGGCGGAAGCCCUCCGAAGGGUUCAGUCUCACUUCGUGGCGGUUUGCCUACCCCGUGGUCCUGGGCUCAUCGUCGCCUUGUUAGGCGUGUGGCGUGCCAAGAAGGCCUAUGUGCCAUUGGAGCCGAGCUUUCCUCUACAGCGGAUUCGGUUCAUCCUUGAAGAUUCCGAGGCCUCGGUGGUGAUCACGGAGCGCGGCAGCGAGCCGCCGGCUUCGUUGGAGUGGCCUCGUUUGAGGUUGCAGUGGCCCAGUGGAGAGCCUGAAAUGGAUGAGGAACCUGCUCCCGCACCCGCCGUUGAGCAGGUGACGCAUUUGGCCUAUCUCAUUUACACAUCGGGCUCCACCGGAACACCAAAAGGAGUUCUCGUGCCGCAUUCUGCGGUGGCCAACGUCCUCAACGCUUUCGAAUCCCUCCGCAAGGAGAAGAGCACGGAGGAUGUCCUCCUGUCAGUGACAACUUUCUGCUUCGAUAUCUCCGUGCUGGAGAUGUUCUGGCCACUUUGCUAUGGCUUCAGCCUUCACCUAGCCUCUGCCGCUGAAAGCCGCAGCGGAGCGUUGCUGCGGCAGCGUUUGGAAGAGCUCAGCCGGAGAGCCGCAGCACGCGGUGGCCAAGUCAUUUUCCAGGCAACUCCAAGCAGCUUCAGAGGCCUCCUCAAUGCAGGCUGGCAAGGCGUUCACAACAACGUCUUCGCUAUUUGCGGCGGGGAGGCCUUCCCAGAUGCCUUGCUCGAGCCGUUGAGCCUGCGCUGUGAUCAGCUUUGGAAUGCCUACGGCCCUACUGAGACCACCAUUUGGUCGGCAGCCUUUGACGUCUCCAGUGCUGGGGCUUUGUCGUCGCUUCGGCCAGUGCCCAUCGGGACACCCAUCGCAGGGACUGACCUGAUGGUACUUGCUGAAGAAGGAGCUCUUGAAGAUCAAGGUCAGCUGCUAAUUGCUGGCUUGGGAGUCGCUGAUGGGUACCACCGUCGUCCGGACCUCACAGCCGAAAAGUUUGUGUCCCUACCAGGUGCUGUUCGGGCUUUCCAGAGUGGCGACUUGGUCCGCGUGACGGGGAACGUCUUGCAAUGUCUAGGGCGCAUGGAUCACCAGGUGAAGAUCCGUGGCUUUCGCCUGGAGCUGGGCGAAGUGGAGACGGUCCUCGAAAGGCAUCCGGAGGUAGAUGCAGCUGUUGCAUUGCUUCUGGACUGUGAUGAAGGCCCGGAGCUUUGUGCCUUUGUAACGAAGAAGAGCCAAGCUACGCGAGCGACGGAGCGGGGCGCACUACGUGGCGCCCUUCGGCGGCACGUGGCGGAAGCGCUCCCGAGCUACGCCCGGCCGCAGCGCCUGGCAGUGAUGGAGUCUUUCCCUUUGCUGCCGAGUGGCAAAGUGGAUCGACGGAGCUUGCAGCAAGGCCCGCGGCCUCCACCGCUGGCGGAAGCGGCCGAGGGAACCAUACACGAGUCUUUGGACGAGAUUGAUUGGCAAAGCCCCAGUCACGAGGAGGAGGCAGCCUUGCGGCAAGCUGUGGCGGAUCUCUUGGCCAUGGUGACCGGUGUCGUCCUUGAGGACACUGAGCCACUGGGUGCCUUGGGAAUCGACUCCAUGAGUGCCAUCCCCUUGGCCGAGCUGCUUUCCGCCCAGCUCCUCCGAAACGCUGAGCUGCCUCUGGAGGACCUCUAUGUCUACAAUACACUGCAAAGUCUUUGCGGCUACUUGAAAGGCCGCUUGGCAGAGAUGCCGAAGAAGCCGCCUGGCGGGGGUGGGACAAGUACAAAGAAAAGCGGGAAGACGUCUGGAAAGGCAUCUUAUGCCGAGCUGAAGAAAAGUCGACAGCCGAAGGGCGAGACAGACGGCACGAAGACGGCGAAGAUGGUGCCUGGAUUGGAGGCCUGUCGUGCUGGAGAUGUGGCCAAGUUGAAAGAGUUGCUCUUGGAUGGCUCAUUCCACGUGACCACGCUGGACCGCUUCGGCGGAAGUGGCCUCCACUGGGCCGCCAGUGCUGGGCAUCUCGAGGUUUGUCAUUUGCUGGUGAAGCAUCAGGCUUUGGUGGACUUUGCAGACAAGAAAUCUGGGCGAACGGCUUUGCACUGGGCCUCCAGGCAAGGGCAUCUCGAAGUGGUGCAAUGGUUACUUGAACAUCAAGUUCCAGUCGACCUCCAAACCAAGGACGAGACCACACCGUUUCAGCUUGCAGCUUGGGGUGGACAUGUGCACGUUUGCCAGUGGUUGCUUUUGCAAAAGGCCAACCUGAAUCAUCGCAAUUCUUGGUAUUGCUUGGCCCAUCACUUCGCAGCCUUAGCAGGAAUGACUGAAUGCUGCAAAUGGCUUCAAGAGCAGCGGGUUGACCUGGGUGCCACCAACAACCAAGGCCACAAUGCUUUGCACAAAGCUGCAUACGGUGGCCACGCAGAGCUUUGCAAGUGGCUCCAGGACGAGGCAACUUUAGAUCCUGAACAGCCAGAUGCCAGGGGCCAAAGCUGCUUUGCAUUGGCAAGGAAGGCUGGAUUCCAGGCGAAAUGAUGCCAUCUGGAUUACACGUCAGCAGCGUCCCACUGUGUAUGCACGAGUGCUGUUGAUUAGUGCCCAACUUGAUACUAGCCGCGUAUGUUGUUUCUUACCAAUAGGAAUAAUAUUUUUGAAUGUGAUUCGAUAGUUUUUAGACAAAUUAUAGAUUUCAAGAAAUCAAUAUGUGGCAUUCCAUGGCCAUGUUCCUUUACCAGCUCAUGAACAGAGAACCUCAGCUUUUUCUUUGAUGAUUCCCAUUGAUGUGACCACAAAUAGACAAAGUGACGCUAAGUCAGACAGGAAAGACAUAUGUUGUACCUGCAAUCAAAACUAACACCGGAUUGCA